Leopardus geoffroyi (Geoffroy's cat) is the source of this 2896-nucleotide messenger RNA. RefSeq names its product spermatogenesis associated 20 (gene SPATA20). The record is from RefSeq and is a predicted model, not a curated record. The transcript has 16 exons. The coding region runs from base 343 to 2712 and encodes 789 amino acids. Gene Ontology annotation, biological process: carbohydrate metabolic process. NCBI's taxonomy places the organism in Eukaryota, Metazoa, Chordata, Mammalia, Carnivora, Felidae.
GGGGGUCUGGCCUCAUGGAAGUGCCCAGGGCAUGGAUGUUGAGUGAGACGGUCCUCUGUGUCAAUUUUCCCCUCGUUGUCCCUCACUCGGUCUGGUCCCAGAUCCGAUUAUUGCCCUGUCCAGCCACCAAGAGCUUGCAGCCUCCUGCCCAGACCACCAACCCAGGCCUGCCAGAGAGACCCCUCCAGCGCAGCCUCCCUGGGGAGGGGCCCUGUUAGGGGCAAAGAAUGGAGGCCGAAGGACCAUUCUGUCCAUUGUGACUCACCCUGACCUCACAGUCAUCAGCCUUCCCACCGCCAGGUCCGAGAGGUUGGGGGAGACUAACCUGGCAGGGAGCCCCCAAUGAGCCACCUUUCUUCACCCCCCCCAAAACACAAGGGGGAGCACAAAGGCCACGGUCUCCCCCGUGGUUCAGAAAGGGGUAGCUCCUCCCGGGACAAGGACCGAAGUGUGACGGUCAGCAGUUCAGGGCCCAUGCCCGCUGGAGGGAAGGGAAGCCGGACCAACUGCUCCCCGUCCACACCCCAGAAGGUCCCCAACCGCCUGAUCAAUGAGAAGUCACCUUACCUCCUGCAGCAUGCCUACAACCCUGUGGACUGGUACCCCUGGGGACAGGAAGCCUUCGACAAGGCCAGGAAAGAAAACAAGCCAAUUUUCCUUUCAGUGGGGUACUCCACCUGCCACUGGUGCCACAUGAUGGAGGAGGAGUCCUUCCAGAAUGAGGAGAUCGGUCGCCUGCUCAGUGAGGACUUUGUCAGCGUGAAAGUGGACCGGGAGGAGCGGCCAGAUGUGGACAAGGUGUAUAUGACCUUCGUACAAGCCACCAGCAGUGGGGGGGGCUGGCCCAUGAACGUGUGGUUGACUCCCAACCUCCAGCCCUUUGUGGGGGGCACCUACUUUCCCCUUGAGGAUGGCUUGACCCGAGUUGGCUUCCGCACGGUGUUGCUGAGGAUACGGGAGCAGUGGAAACAGAACAAGAACACCCUGCUAGAGAACAGCCAACGUGUCACCACAGCCCUACUGGCCCGCUCAGAGAUCAGCAUGGGUGACCGCCAGCUGCCGCCCUCCAGUGGCACCAUGAACAGCCGCUGCUUCCAGCAGCUGGACGAGGGCUAUGACGAGGAGUACGGGGGCUUCGCCGAGGCCCCCAAGUUCCCCACGCCGGUGAUCCUGAGCUUCCUGUUCUCCUACUGGCUCAGCCAUCGACUCACCCAGGAUGGCUCUCGGGCCCAGCAGAUGGCCUUGCACACCCUGAAGAUGAUGGCUAACGGGGGCAUCCGAGACCACGUGGGACAGGGUUUCCACCGCUACUCCACGGACCGCCAGUGGCACAUCCCCCACUUCGAGAAGAUGCUGUACGACCAGGCGCAGCUCGCGGUGGCCUAUUCACAGGCCUUCCAGAUCUCUGGUGACGAGUUCUACUCCGAUGUUGCCAGAGGCAUCCUGCAGUACGUGGCUCGGAACCUGAGUCAUCGGUCUGGAGGCUUCUGCAGUGCAGAGGACGCAGACUCGCCCCCAGAGCGGGGCAUGCAGCCCAAAGAGGGUGCCUUCUACGUGUGGACGGUCAAAGAGGUCCAGCAGCUACUUUCUGAGCCUGUGCCGGGUGCCACGGAGCCCCUGACCUCGGGCCAGCUCCUCAUGAAGCAUUACGGGCUCACGGAGGCAGGCAACAUCAGCCCCAGUCAGGACCCCAAGGGGGAGCUGCACGGCCGGAAUGUGCUGACUGUCCGCUAUUCGCUGGAACUGACCGCUGCCCGCUUCGGCCUGGACGUGGAGGCCGUGCGGACCUUGCUCAAUACGGGGCUGGAGAAGCUCUUCCAGGCCCGGAAACAUCGGCCGAGGCCGCACCUGGACAGCAAGAUGCUGGCUUCCUGGAACGGACUGAUGGUGUCUGGGUUCGCUGUGACUGGGGCUGUCCUGGGCCUGGAGAGGCUGAUCAACUAUGCCACCAAUGGUGCCAAGUUCCUGAAGCGGCAUAUGUUCGACGUGGCCAGCGGCCGCCUCAUGCGGACAUGCUAUGCAGGCUCCGGGGGAACCGUGGAGCACAGCAACCCACCCUGCUGGGGCUUCCUGGAGGACUAUGCCUUCGUAGUGCGGGGCCUACUGGACCUGUACGAGGCCUCGCAGGAGAGCUCGUGGCUCGAGUGGGCUCUGAGGCUGCAAGAUGCCCAGGACAGGCUCUUCUGGGACUCCCAAGGUGGCGGCUACUUCUGCAGCGAGGCCGAGCUGGGGGCUGGUCUGCCCCUGCGUCUGAAGGACGACCAGGAUGGCGCGGAGCCCAGUGCCAACUCCGUCUCGGCCCACAACCUGCUUCGGCUGCACGGCUUUACGGGCCACAAAGACUGGAUGGACAAGUGCGUGAGCCUGUUGACUGCCUUCUCUGAGCGCCUGCGCCGUGUGCCCGUGGCUUUGCCCGAGAUGGUCCGCGCCCUCUCAGCCCAUCAGCAGACCCUCAAGCAGAUCGUGAUCUGUGGAGACCCCCAGGCCAAGGACACCAAGGCUCUGUUGCAGUGUGUCCACUCCAUCUACAUUCCUAACAAGGUGCUGAUCUUGGCCAACGGGGACCCCUCCAGCUUCCUGUCCCGUCAGCUGCCCUUCCUGAGUACCCUGCGACGGCUAGAAGACCGGGCCACGGCCUACGUGUGUGAGAAUCAAGCCUGCUCAAUGCCCAUCACGGAGCCCUGUGAGUUACGAAAACUGCUACAUCAGUGACUGCCUCGCCCUUCUUGGGCUGGGGCAGAGCUUCCCAGCUGAUCAGAGACUCAGGCCUGGCAGGGCCCUGCACACCCUGCGGCCAUCCCCGGGCACCCUGUCACCGGAUGCCCUCGGACAUCCUCACUGGCCCGCCAUGGGCCCCCACUCACCCUGGAAUAAACCUAACGGCAUCCUGCGGUAA